ACUGAAGGAAGAGGAAGAGCGACAUCCUGGAUCGUCGUCGACAGCCUUGCGUGACAACACCAGGAUAGCCUUCAAGCUUUGGGAAUCGCCUUUUCUCGACAAUAUAUUGUUUUAUAAGGGGAAAGUAAAUACCUUACUACAUUGUAUGGUUCGUAAUUGUGGUGGGUUAUUUUCUGAUUCCCGACGUGGAUAAAGUCACGGAAACAUGCUAAUGGAGAUUUGCUGAGCAAAAUGGCUGGGCGCAGUGAAAUGUGAAACAUUAUAAGGUUAUCCUCAUACACGAAACAACUCGCACGCAACGAGAUCAAGCAAGUGAUUGCUACCUGCGUUUUGAACCUCACCUUCAUCUCAGCAUUGUAGUGAGUUGAGGAAUGUUUUAUCUCUUUUGCAACUGCGUUUUGUCAAGAUAUUCGGUAUUUUUCAAGGGUUUUCUGCAUGACUGAUUCGGACACUUUUGUUGUUUACUGGCAGUGAUUUUCGACGUUGAACCUCCGUCAACAGUCAAAUUAACAGCCCAGAGUUUGUAUACUAUUCCUGGGUGGCCUCUGCUGUCGUGUUUACUUGUCUUGAUUGGAUGUGGCAUUCUACGUAAUCUGUUCAGAUAAUCAUCGAGAUAUUCUGUCUUUACCGUAGUUGGGUCAAAACUUGACACGGUUGGAGUUUUAUGGACACAAUAACGUGGUUAACGUCAUAUUACAAGGAACAAAGUUUACUGUUACGGAUUAAAUCAGUAUCACGAAUCGACCAGAACCAUGUCAGAAUUACUGAAAUACAUUGAUUAUGACCACAAAAACACCUUCCUGAAGAUGCUCAAUCAGCAACGAAUGGAGGGAGACCACUGUGAUGUUAUAGUGGUUGUGGAAAACAUAGAGUUCCGGGCUCACCGCUGUGUUUUGGCAGCUUGUAGUUUAUACUUCAAAAAGCUCUUCAAGAAACAAAGUGAUGAGGACAACUCCAUCGUAGAGCUGGAUUUCAUCCGCUCCGACAUCUUCGAAGAGGUGCUGAACUACAUGUACACUGCCAGGCUGGCUGUCAGGAAGAAGGACAUCAACAUGAUGAUGUCUUCAGGACAGAUUCUGGGCAUCAACUUCCUGGACAACCUCUGCUCCCAGAAACGAGAGCUGACCAGUAUGAAGACCAGGGAGAACCAGGACCCGGGGGCCUCUGUGGACGACCGUGGAGUCAACCGUGUCCAGGACGCCAUCCUCAAAGAGCUGGCCAUGGAGGAGGUGAGGAAGAACAGCUUCUACGACCAAGGUAUGGAGGCCAUGGGUUCAGGGCUCAAAGACAUGGGCCCGCAUGGUGCUCAGCCCCACAACUACAGUACCAACAUGGUCAAAGACCCCCAUGGUCACGGCUGGACCUCCUCCUCAUCCUCCUCCAGCGACAUGAAGCUGGAGUACCUGCUCUAUGGCCAUCGUGAGCACGGGGCGUGCCAGUCUGGUGGCAAGCCUGUCCCCGUGGACAACAUACGGAAUAAAGACAAGCUCCAGUCUGCCCAGAGGCCCUUUGCCUGCGAGCAUUGCCCAAAAGCCUUCACCACCCAGGCCCAUCUUAAGGAGCACCUGAAAAUCCACACAGGCUUCAAGCCACACCGCUGCCUGGUCUGUGGCAAGGCUUUCAUAAGAGGGCCCGACCUCAAGAGGCAUGAGAGGGUCCAUAGCAACGAGAGGCCCUUCGCCUGUCAGAUGUGUGAAAAGGCCUUCAAGCACAAGUCCCACCUGAAGGACCACGAGAGGCAGCACCGAGGCGAGAGGCCCUUCAACUGCGGCUCGUGCGACAAGGCCUUCAUCAAAGCGUCCGACCUGAAGCGCCACUGGAACACCAUGCACAGCCAGCGCACACGACAGAUGUCGCCCGCCGCUGCUCAGCAAGGAGACUCCUCUGACCAGAGGGACUGGAAGCUAGAGACUGGGCCGCAUUCCUGAGUCGUCUGACUGGACCACAGACACACCCACAUACACAUAUGUGCACACAGACACACACACGUACACGGUCCUGUGAUAUUGGUCAUUAGCCUAUCACAUGGACAAGGAUGAGUGAUGGCAAGAGGUGGACCUGAGGUCACAUGGCAGGACUGAAUUGAAAGAAAUUGUCUAACGAUUGUUCUUUUCCCACUUGUAAAAUCAUGUAAAUGUUUUAGUUCACUCUACUAUAAGAAUAUUUUCCACACAAAAAAAACAUCUUUGCUAUUUAGACUUGGGUCUUCAUAACUUUAUUUCUCUUUACUUUAUGGAAUAUGUAACAUUUAAAUGUUUUGUUUAACCUAACUGGAUUCUAAGAAAAAAUGAUUUUUUUCUGCAUAACAUUUGUUGCGUUGAAUAUAUUCAUGUUGGUGUUUUAAUGGAUGUUUAGUUGUAUUGAUUGAUAUUACACUGUAAGAGUAAGUCACCGUUCUGCAUUUGACACAGAUUAUACCAAAGUCUUGGGACUUUGAUUGACUGCCCGAGGGGCUUUGUUACCCAAGCAUAAGUCCAACUAGAUUUACUGUUAUACAGUAUAACUGUCAUCAAACUAUCAUCGGUAAUAAAAGAUGUCUGUAUAUACAGUAGCUUAGUUUGUUGCACAGUAAAAUUAUUAGAACACAAUUAUGAGAGAUGCAUCUAUAACAUUGUUCUCCUACACUUUGACAAUAAACUCCAUUUGAUGAGUGGA
Molecule: messenger RNA, 2655 nt
Organism: Hypomesus transpacificus
Lineage: Eukaryota; Metazoa; Chordata; Actinopteri; Osmeriformes; Osmeridae
Product: zinc finger and BTB domain-containing protein 14-like
Exons: 1
Coding region: 753-1928 (391 amino acids)
Biological process (GO): regulation of transcription by RNA polymerase II
Cellular component (GO): nucleus
Molecular function (GO): DNA-binding transcription factor activity, RNA polymerase II-specific; RNA polymerase II cis-regulatory region sequence-specific DNA binding; protein binding
Source: RefSeq, a predicted model, not a curated record